CUCUGCCCGCAGCCGCCGCGCCUUCCAUGGGGGUCGCGGGCCUUGGCUGCCCCUGGGCGGCCCGGGCGCUGCUGCCGCUGCUGUUGCCGCUGCUGCUGACGGCGGCCGUCCCGCCCGGUCGGGGCCGCGUCGCAGGGCCGCCAGAGGACGUGGACGAGUGUGCCCAGGGGCUAGAUGACUGCCACACCAAUGCCCUGUGUCAGAACACACCCACCUCCUACAAGUGCUCCUGCAGGCCUGGCUACCAAGGGGAGGGCAGGCAGUGUGAGGAUAUUGAUGAAUGUGAAAAUGAACUCAAUGGAGGCUGUGUCCAUGAUUGUUUGAAUAUUCCCGGCAAUUAUCGCUGCACUUGUUUUGAUGGCUUCAUGUUGGCUCAUGACGGUCAUAAUUGUCUUGAUGUGGACGAGUGCCUGGAGAACAAUGGCGGCUGCCAGCACACCUGUGUCAACGUCAUGGGAAGCUACGAGUGCCGCUGCAAGGAGGGGUUUUUCCUGAGUGACAAUCAGCACACGUGCAUUCACCGCUCAGAAGAGGGUCUGAGCUGCAUGAAUAAGAAUCACGGCUGUAGUCACAUCUGCAAGGAGGCCCCGAGGGGCAGCGUGGCCUGCGAGUGCAGGCCUGGUUUUGAGCUGGCCAAGAACCAGAGAGACUGCACCUUGACCUGUAACCAUGGAAACGGUGGAUGCCAUCACUCCUGUGAGGACACUGCAGAAGGCCCAGAGUGUAGCUGCCAUCCCCAGUACAAGAUGCACACGGAUGGAAGGAGCUGCCUUGAGCGAGAGGACGCUGCCCCGGAGGUGAUGGAGAGCAAUGCCACAUCCGUGGCGGAUGGGGAUAAACGGGUGAAACGGCGGCUGCUCAUGGAAACGUGUGCUGUCAACAAUGGAGGCUGCGAUCGCACCUGUAAGGAUACUUCGACAGGUGUUCAUUGCAGUUGUCCCGUCGGAUUCAGUCUCCAGUUGGAUGGGAAGACCUGUAAAGAUAUUGAUGAGUGCCAGACGCGCAAUGGAGGUUGCGAUCAUUUCUGCAAAAACACCGUGGGCAGUUUUGACUGCAGCUGCAAAAAGGGAUUUAAAUUAUUAACAGAUGAGAAGUCUUGCCAAGAUGUGGAUGAAUGCUCUUUGGAUAGGACCUGUGACCACAGCUGCAUCAACCACCCUGGCACGUUUGCAUGUGCUUGCAACAAGGGGUACACCCUCUAUGGCUUUACCCACUGUGGAGACACCAAUGAGUGCAGCGUCAACAACGGAGGCUGUCAGCAGGUCUGCGUGAACACCGUGGGCAGCUACGAGUGCCGGUGCCACUCUGCGCACAAGCUCCACUGGAAUAGAAAAGACUGUGUGGAAGUGGAGGGGGUCCUGCCCACUAGCGUAUCACCCCACGUGUCCCUGCAGUGUGGUAAGAGUGGUGGAGGAGACAGGUGCUUCCUCAGAUGUCUCUCUGGCAUUCACCUCUCUUCAGGACUGCAAGAGGCCUAUUCUGUCACCUGCGGCUCUUCCUCUCCUCUCAGGAGCAAACAGCAAAACUCAAAUGACUCCGCUUUCGGGGAUGUCGCCACCGUCAGGACAAGUGUAACCUUUAAGCUAAAUGAAGGCAAGUGUAGUUUGAAAAAGGCUGAUCUGUUUCCCGAGGGUCUGCGACCAGUACUACCAGAGAAGCACAGCUCAGUAAAAGAGAGCUUCCGCUACGCAAACCUUACAUGCAGCUCUGGCAAGCAAGUCCCGGGAGCCCCCGGACGACCGAGCACCCCUAAGGAAAUGUUUAUCACUGUUGAGUUUGAGCUUGAAACUAACCAAAAGGAGGUGACAGCCUCCUGUGAUCCGAGUUGCAUCAUAAAGCGAACAGAGAAGCGGCUCCGGAAGGCCAUCCGCACGCUCCGGAAGGCUGCCCACAGGGAGCAGUUUCACCUCCAGCUCUCAGGCGUGGACCUCGAAGUGGCUAAAAAGUCUCCCCUAACAUCUGAACACUGGGCAGAGUCCUGUGGAGUGGGUCAGGGCCAUGUAGGAAACCAAUGUGUCAGUUGCAGGGCUGGAACAUACUACGAUGGAGUACAAGAACGCUGCAUUUUAUGUCCAAAUGGAACCUUCCAAAAUGAGGAGGGGCAAAUCACAUGCGAACCAUGCCCAAGACCAGAAAAUCCUGGGGCCCUGGAGACUCCAGAAGCUUGGAAUGCGUCUGAAUGUGGAGGUCUGUGCCAACCUGGUGAAUAUUCCGCAGAUGGCUUUGCACCCUGCCAGCUCUGUGCCCUGGGCACAUUCCAGCCUGAAGCUGGCCGUACUUCCUGCUUUCCCUGUGGAGGAGGCCUCCUCACCAAACACCUGGGAGCCACUUCCUUCCAGGACUGUGAAACCAGAGUUCAAUGUUCACCUGGACAUUUCUACAACACCACCACUCACCGAUGUAUUCGUUGCCCAGCAGGAACAUACCAGCCAGAAUUUGGAAAAAAUAAUUGUGUUUCCUGCCCAGGAAAUACCACGACUGACUUUGAUGGCUCCACAAACAUAACCCAGUGUAAAAACAGAAGAUGUGGAGGGGAGCUAGGUGAUUUCACUGGAUACAUCGAAUCCCCAAACUACCCAGGCAAUUACCCUGCCAACACAGAAUGUACCUGGACCAUCAACCCACCCCCCAAGCGCCGCAUCUUGAUUGUGGUCCCUGAGAUCUUCCUGCCCAUAGAGGAUGACUGUGGAGACUACCUGGUGAUGCGGAAAACUGCUUCGUCCAAUUCUGUGACAACGUAUGAAACCUGCCAGACCUAUGAACGCCCCAUCGCCUUCACCUCCAGAUCCAAGAAGCUGUGGAUUCAGUUUAAGUCCAAUGAGGGGAACAGCGCCAGAGGGUUCCAGGUCCCGUAUGUGACAUACGAUGAGGACUACCAAGAACUCAUUGAAGACAUAGUUCGAGACGGCAGGCUCUACGCAUCAGAGAACCAUCAGGAAAUACUUAAGGAUAAGAAACUGAUCAAGGCUCUGUUUGACGUUCUGGCCCACCCCCAGAACUAUUUCAAGUACACGGCCCAGGAGUCCCGGGAAAUGUUUCCAAGAUCCUUCAUCCGAUUGCUCCGUUCCAAAGUGUCCAGGUUUCUGAGGCCUUACAAAUGAGCCUGCCCACGUGCCACUCAGCACAGCACUGGGCUGUGGGCUGGUGGAACACAGCGAUCUGCUUCUGCAGCCAGCAUAGCCGGAUAACGCUGCCUCUAGUAGCAGUGGCUGGUUAGAGUUCAAUUUUUCUAGAUAAUACAGAUAUUUUGGUAAAUUGAA
Molecule: messenger RNA, 3260 nt
Organism: Balaenoptera ricei (Rice's whale)
Lineage: Eukaryota; Metazoa; Chordata; Mammalia; Artiodactyla; Balaenopteridae
Gene: SCUBE2
Product: signal peptide, CUB domain and EGF like domain containing 2
Exons: 23
Coding region: 27-3101 (1024 amino acids)
Biological process (GO): signal transduction
Cellular component (GO): cell surface
Molecular function (GO): calcium ion binding
Source: RefSeq, a predicted model, not a curated record